AUGCCUGUAUCCAACAACCCCCCCGACGACGAUGCGUCGACGCAGCCCGCCGACGACGCCAGGUCCGGCGACCGCGCUCCCACGACGCCCAGGCACAAGAGGUCGCCCAGCCCGGGCGCGACGCCCAAGUCCGCUCCUGCCGCCGCGGGCGUCGGGGUUGCUGCUGCGUCUCGGCCGCGCUCCAACUCCAAGAAGCCUGAGCCCACCCUCCUCGUCGACUUCCUCAAGGGACGGCCCUCGCCCGCGCGCCAGGCCGCUGAACGACGCCGCCGCCAGAGCGUCGAUGCCGUCAAGGCCGAGCUGCGCCAGGAGAUGAAGCAGAGCUCCGUCCGCAAGCUGCAGCCCCCUGGCGGCGUGCGCGACCGGGUCAGCGCAUGGCAAAAGACCAACGCCGCCGCGGCGGCCAAGGGUGACCCGGACGAUGCCGCCACCGAGCCCCCGGACGUGGCAUUCGCCGGCGACGACAUGGACAGCGUCACCGAGGAGGACCGCAUACGAAUUAGGAUGAGGCAGAAGAAGCGGCAGCCGCCCCGGGUCAAGCCCGUCGUGCACCACUCCGCCGAUGCGCCCUCUUCAACCAGCACGGGCGACGAUACCCUCGAAUCACGGCCCAAUGCACCUCCCAAGAAACGUGUUGUUAGUGACGAGCACUGGAGGAAGCCCAAAGCCCACAAGAACGCCCUCCGCAAGGUCUCGCCCAAGGCCAGCAAGUCGCCCAGCCCGAACCCCAUACCCCCCGACUUUACGCAGCGUUCAGCUCCAAAUCCCAAUGUGUCGGGCAAGAUCAAGGCCUGGGCCGCCAAGGUGGAGGUCCCCGACACGCCGCCGCCGAGGAGCUAUAGGUCGACGCACUCCCGCAAGAGCGCCCGGUCAGAAGCCACGAGCGACGGAGGCGACACGUCCAGCCAGGCCACGGCCAAGCACGCCCCGCGGUCUGUGGGCGACGACGGGAUCCGGGUCACGCCACAGAAGCUCGACGAUGGGAUCCGUGUCACAGGCUCCAAGUCAGCACCCAAGGACACAGAUGGCGUGCGGGUGCGACCCAUGAGUGCGAGCUUUGCGAAACACAAACCGACAGAUGUGCCGCCUACGUCACGGGCCCGGAGUAGGACGGCCACGUCUGCGCGAGACGGCUCCGAUCGAAUAAUAGUCGAGGAGUCGGAGCUCUGGCGGACCACACAAAACACAUCAACAAGCGGAUCCGGGCACAUCGAGGUCAUUGAGGAGCCUGACUCCGUUCUUGACACCCCUACUAAGCGUCCGGGACCGCGGAGGCGGCUCUCGCCCAAGGCCCGACCCAAGUCGGUAGCCGAUACGUCCAAGCUCUCCACAGAGCCGUCCAGUCUCGACGACGAGGGCUCCAAUCUAAGCAGCGCGUACAACGCCUCUGACCUCUCGAGCCUAGCCAACAAGUCGGUGGCCGACAUCUCUGGCGACAUUCCCUUUGGCCACUCAGCCUUCAGCGAGCUCGAUCUUUCUCUCAACAAGACCCGGCCGAAGCGGCCCAAGGUGGACCGCAACUCGAGCCUCAAGGGCAUGCCCAACGUCUUCAAGAAGGUGGUUGAAGAGGGCAAGAAGAUGAUCCACGACAUCAAUGAGCCGCCAAAGGCGCCUGCCGUGAACAAACCACCGAGCAUCGAAAAGUGGUUGAACAACACGGUUGACCCGUUUGUGGACGAUUCCAAGGCCACGCCGAAGACGCCCGAGAAGCAGCAGAAGCUGGACGAACAGAAGUCGCGCCGUCGGUCGUCCCACGAGAUGCGGGCUCGCAAUUCUACGCCCAGAGCAGAGAGCGCAGAGGACCAGGAGAACACGGCACCACCAACCGAAAGCGCGGACACAGUCACGGAAGAAACGCCCAAGGCAAAGCCAGACAAUGGGUUGAAGCGGAGCCGAGCGACUAGAAGCUCCUCGUCGCCGCUGAAGCCAGGGGUCAGAAGACCCUUUUUGGGCGUGCUGAAGGAGGCGUUCCAGGGUGAAUCAAGUGGCCAGAGCUAUCCCAAGGCGUACCAGGGCCACGAGCCGCGCAAGGACUACGACGACACCGACUCAUACCACUCAUCCGAUUAUACAUCCAGCGGACUCACUGAUAUCCGCGACGAGUACGAGCCGCCAAAGAUGGCUGGGCCUCGGUACAAGCCACCGACAAACGGGAAGCAUGAACUGUCAACCAUCAUGUCUGAAGACGAUUCCAGUGCCCUCGGCUCAGACCUGACGGAUAACUCUCAGUCGACCUUGACGCAGUCGACUGUCCUUACGAAGGACAGCGAGCCUGUCAAGCCUCAAAAUCACGCGCCAGGGCUCAAGAGGCGCCUCACUCGGCACUCGGACCUUGUCUCGGUGCUGUCACUGCCAGACGACUCGAAUAUUCCCAGCGGCAUCAAGAACAACCGGUCGCGGCCGAGUCUGCGGAAGAACCGCACCGGCUCAAGCGACGUGACGUCCGAUGAGCUGCUCAAAGAGUUUGUCGACGACGAGAAUCUGUACCUGCGCGAGCUCAAGACCCUGGUGGACGGCGUCAUCCCAGUGUUGCUAACCCACGUAGUCAACGGCACCAACUCCACAGAGCUCUUCGGCCCGGGAUCAUCCAGCAAGGAUGGCCUGUCAAAGUCGGUCGUCAACAUGGGCGUCGCCCUCGAAAAGCUCAAGAACGCGCAUCGCAAGGCACCGAUGUCAGAUGUCCGGCGGCUGGCCAACUGGGCACAUGGUGUCGUACCAAUAUACAACAGCUACCUGAGCGCGUGGCGCCUCGGGUUCGAGGACGUCGUUGUCAACCUCGCCCCUGGCCAGCUGGACGACGAGGACUCGCUCCUCAACGCCCUGCCUCGGAAUGAGCGGGGCGACAUCGUGGAUGCCACCGGGGAGCGGGUGGCCGUGGCGCACCUGUUGAAGCGGCCGCUCAUCCGGAUCAAGCAAAUGACCAAGCUGAUCAAGUGCAUGGAUGCCAUUAUCGACUCCAACGACACGCACGAGUUACUGCGGGACUUCGAGACCCUCCAAGACAAGGCCCGACGGCGUCACAGAGAGGAGUCGGCUCGCAUGACGGACCAGGAUGCCAUCAACACAGACAAGACAAGGGCACGCGACCUGCGGACCCUCGGCACGGCCCGAGACGUUACCAUUGACCCAAGUCGUCAGGUCAAUGCCAAGGACAUCUUUGCGCUUGAUCUGACGCACUCCAACGGACAGCGGCUGGAGUGCCAGGUUGAAGUGGUUCAUCGCGACAAUCAAAAGUAUGCCGACGAUGGCGAUAUUCUCAUUCGAGAGACUGGCGAGGGGCGACGGUGUUUUCUCUUGUUCUCUCCUAUCCCCAUGUCGAUGGUCUCGGCCCGGACAGGGGAUGGAGAGCUGGACAUGGUCGUCAUGGUCCGCGGCAUGCACAACGGCAAGUCGUGGCAUGAGCUCCUUACGCUGAGCGCAGACAGCGAAGACCAGAUCCUCGACUGGCUGGACAUUCUUCCUCUCACGCCUGUGCCGCCCAGGGAGCCGGAGCCGAGUGAGGUUGGCGAGCCGGAGCCGACCACCCCAAGGGGCCCGACGGACAUGCCGUUUGGCGCGCGGGUGCCUCUGCCCGAAUCGCCAAGGUCGCCAAUCUCCAAGAAUCUUCCGUCUUCACCUGCCACCGACGACAGAAAGGCGCUGCCUUCGCGCUACCGCCCGCACCGAGCGACGAUGCCAUCCUCCUUCCCAUCGCAGGCGUCUCCUGGGCUGCCUGACACAGACAAGACUCCCACAAAGAGUACCAAGGAGGAGCGGAGCAGGCCGUUGAGCGAGAGCAUGCGCCCAGACCCGCGCAGCCUCCGCGGGGAGAGCGCACCUCCCAAUACCACGCCAUUCCGCGAUGAUGGCGCGCCGCGGCCGCCUGUCCACCGCACGCUCAGCGUCAGCCCGAAGUCCACCGACAAGUCUGCGUCACCGACACAGUCUCCGCCUCUGCUGCAGCCGCCUAUCGACGUGAACAGCCCGGAACGCAUCAGACGUCGUGGGUCGUCGCCGCUUAAGCACGAGUACCUCCCCUCGGACGUGUCUUCCGCCUCGGAGGGGUUCUCGGAGGAGUCGGACGCAGACUCGAGCGACGACGAGAUAGAGAGCAUCGACAUUCCCGAGACUGAGCUGGGAGUGAGCAUCAACAAGGACGUGCAGGCGCCGGCAGUGGGUGAGUCGCUGCUGUCUGGGUCGGAUUACAGCUUGACGCCGUCCAACUCUGCCUCGCAGGCUGGCCUGCACGGUCCGAAGACGGACGACGACAACGCGGCGCGGUUCGUGGCGUCGAUAUCGCGAUGGUCGGACAAGGGUCUGUGGAAGGACUUGUCGUCGAGCGCGUGCUCCAUCGUCGUCACCGCCGGGCUCAUUGAGGUCUAUCACUUACGCAACGGGGAGCACAAGAAGACGGACAAGCCGGUCCUGGCGCUCGACCUGACGCCGCUCGUCCUCAUCCGGCAGAGCACGGCGCUCGACCUGGAGAUUCGCUCCUCGGUGCAGCCUCAUAGCUCGCUGUACGAGCACUACAGCGGUGGCAACUUUCGCUUCCGCUGCCCCAACCACCCCGAGUGCCAGGGGCUGUACAUGGCGGUGCACAAGGCGCGCCUGAACAACCAAAAGUUCAUCCAGCUCGAGAACGAGGCGCGGUUCAAGAGCUUUGGGGAGCAGCGGGCGCCCGUGGAGAGCGAGGGCAGCACGAGCAGUCGCCGGCGAAGCUGGUUCGGGAGGAAGAACAGCUACCGCAGCUCCGUCCGGGCGCCCUCGCACGACGGGGCCAGCACGACGCUGUCGUCCACGCCGUCGGCGUCGAGCUUCCUCAAGCGGCUCACGGUGGCGGGCAAUCUCUCGUUCAACCUGGCCCGAUCGUCGGUCGACAGGCAGAGCCUUCGCAGCGGGGGCAACAGCCUGUACACGUCCGGGUCGUCGUCGAGCGGCACGCCUCCGCGGUCGCCGUCGGUCAGCGUGGAGAACAGCGGGCGCAACCCGACCAGCCUCAACCCAGACAGCAUCCGCAUACGGCUGCAUCUGCUGGUCGGGGCGGCCAAGUGGGAGGACUACGGCAACUGCAGCCUGCAGAUCCGACGGCCGCCGCCGGGGUGGAGGCAGGCGCUGCGGGCAGACCACGGGCUGGAGAAGCGCAUCACGGCGACGACGCUGCCGAAGAAGGAGUCGGAGCAGCCGCGUAUCGUGCUGGACGCGGUGCUGGGCAGCGGGUGCUUCUCGCCGAUGGGCAGCCGGGGCAUCGUGUGCGGCGUGUGGGAGGAGGUGAGGAACGGAGACGGCGUGGUGGGCAUGGUGCCGGCGACGGGGGCGACGGGCGGCAACAUCAAGAAGUGGUGUUUCCAGUUUGCCAACGCGCCCGAGGCGAGCUGGGUGCUGCGGCUGGUGCACCAGGAGGUGGUGCGGGCGUGA
Messenger RNA from Purpureocillium lilacinum, 5394 nucleotides. RefSeq lists its product as uncharacterized. Lineage: Eukaryota; Fungi; Ascomycota; Sordariomycetes; Hypocreales; Ophiocordycipitaceae. Gene Ontology annotation, cellular component: site of double-strand break; nucleus. The record is from RefSeq and is a predicted model, not a curated record.